AAAAAAAAAUGAGUGACCUGCUUUUCAAUCUUUUUUUUUUUCCUUCUUAAAUCACAGAGGAAUUUACAAAAACGCGUUUUCUUUAUACAAAUGUCAUUUUCCUUUGGAGCACCUGCAACUACAAAUACUUUUGGUGGCUUCGGCACAUCUCAACCAGCAGCUCCUGCCACUACAAGUACGUUUGGUGGUUUUGGUACUUCUCAGCCAGCAGCUCCUGCCACUGGUUUUGGAACAACAACAACAACAACAGGUUUUGGAGCACCUGCAACUUCUACUCCUUCCACCGGUUUUUCAUUUGGUACUUCUCAGCCAGCAGCCCCUACCAGUGGCUUUGGAACAACAGCGACAACAACUUCUACUCCCUCCACUGGUUUUUCGUUUGGGGCAGCCACAAGCACUGCACCUUCAUUUGGAACCACUACAACAGCUAUUUCCACAGCUCCUUCUACUGGUUUCUCAUUUGGAACAUCUGCAACCUCAACACAACCCACCACCAGUCUGUUUGGCACAACAAAUACAGGCUUUGGCGCCAACCUAUCUUUUGGUAACAAACCUACCGCCAAUGUGUUUGGUACAACAGGCGUCAAUAACCAACAACAAAGAGCACAACAAGUCUAUCAAUUACUGACUCAAGUCGAUCAAGAAGAACGGGCUAAGCUUCAACUUUCGAUUGCCAGUGAAGACUAUAAGCCUGAUAAUGUAUGGCAUGCACUUGCUCUAUUAAAGUCUUGGUGGAACCCUGCUUCACCCAAUUGCCGUUUUCGACAUUACUUUUAUAAUGUGGUGCCUGCUGACCAAGUGCAUUUGUAUCAAAAACCCGCAGAUCAUGAUCAAGCAGCAUGGGAUGCAGCUCAGGCAGCCAAUCCAGAUCCAAAGACCAUGGUACCUGCCUUGGCUGUCGGAUUUGAAGAUGUUGAUAAACGUAUGCAAGAACAACAAAAGAUGAGUGAAGCUCAUACUGCUAAAUUGGCCGAAGUUCAAACAUUGUUAAAAGAAGUUCAACGAAAAGAUCAGCUAGUAACAGCAGUCAAAUUAGAAGAAUCUAAACGUAGACAUAUGCAGACAAGACAACGUGUGAUUACAUUAUUGAAAUAUGCUCAAGUGUUGCGUAACAAGGGCUUGAGUAUUACACCUGAAGAAGAGAAGAUGCGUGCACAACUUGAGGGCAUGCAGGAUCAAUUAGAGCGUUCAGAACAAUUCCAUGGCAAAUUAAGUCAACUAUGGGCUCAAUUGCAAUUGAUUAAGGAAUCUGGGAGAAAGUAUGGUAAAAUUGAUGGUGUUGAUGAAUGGGAUGCUGUGAGUGAAGAAGACAUGUCUGGUAUAACAAAGAUAUUGGAAGAACAAAACAAUGGUGUACAACAUAUCGUUCAAGUACUUGAAACGGAUGAAAAAGAAGUUGAUCAACUUCAUAAGGCUUUGGGCCAUCAAUACCACACUUAUUAGUCAAUAAAGGCAUCUAGAGAAGUCCUUUCCUUGAAGAUUGUUCAGCAGUUCAAUAAGUCACAUGACCUAUCCUCUUUUUGAUGCUGUCCACAUGGAUUUUUAACUACUGAGUUUUUAUCUCAAAUUAAUUUUCUUUUUCUCU
Molecule: messenger RNA, 1585 nt
Organism: Gilbertella persicaria
Lineage: Eukaryota; Fungi; Mucoromycota; Mucoromycetes; Mucorales; Choanephoraceae
Product: nucleoporin complex subunit 54-domain-containing protein
Exons: 3
Coding region: 91-1443 (450 amino acids)
Biological process (GO): protein localization to nuclear inner membrane; nuclear pore organization; NLS-bearing protein import into nucleus
Cellular component (GO): nuclear pore; nuclear pore central transport channel
Molecular function (GO): structural constituent of nuclear pore
Source: RefSeq, a predicted model, not a curated record